AUUUAAAAAGUCUAGACGAGUUCUGUCGAACAGUAGUGCACUGGCUUUUCUACUUCUGCAUUGUGUGGAUCUUUUCAACUGAUGGAUUACUAAUAUUGAAUGAAUUGAUGAUAUUUUUGACGAAAGAUUGAAAAGUUCUAUCUUGAAAUAUUUUGAUAUUAUUGAAGAUUUUGCUAAGAUUUACUAAUUGAUUCUACGAUCAAAACCAUUUUUUGCAAAUAACACAUACAUCGCCUUACAAUGAAGUGUGCAGCAGUCUUUUGCAAAUCGAAAGGUGCAGGGUUCCGCCGUUUUGGGCACCACCACCAUCAUCAUCGGAAGAUGAAGGGUCAUGGUUUUCCUCAUGGUCGUCAUUUUAAGGGACACCAUGGUCUUCACGGCAAACAUCUAUUGAAACAUUUCCUUGGAGAAAAGUACUUUGGAAAAUUUGACGAAAGUCACUGUAAGCCCCAUGGGAAACAUCACUUUGGUCAUGUUGGACAUCAUCAUGGCCAUCAUCAUGAAAGUUAUCAUGGCCAUCAUGAUGAAAGGCACCAUGGUCAUCAUGAAAGUUAUCAUGUCCAUCAUGAUGAAAGGCACUAUGGUCAUCAUGGUAAACACCACCGCGGUCAUCAUGAUGAACAUCAGCUGGAUCAUUUAUAUGGUGGACGUCAUCAUGGCCGUCAUGGAGGAUGUCACGGUUGGUCUCGAGAAGGAUUCGGACAUGGUAAUGAGCUGCAUGGUCACUUUGGCAAGUUCGGGCAUGUCUAUCGUGGAUCUUGUGAUAAGCUGCGACAUGAAUCGGAUGGAGAGCAUCACUCUGCUGAAUCAGGGCAUGAAUCCGAUGGGAAAGAUCAUCAUGGCCGCUUCAAACAUGGUCAUCAUGAAAAACGACAUCAUGGUGCUUGCGGUAAACUGCAACGUGAAGUGGAUGGAGAACAUCGAUCUUCUGAAUCACGACAUGAUGUUACCGGAAAAGAUCAACAUGGUUACUUUGGCAAAUUUAAACGUCGUCAUCAUGGUCAACAUGAAUCGGAUGGAGAUUAUCACUCAGCUGAAUCAGGACAUGAGUCUGAUGGAAAAGAUCGCCAUGGUCGUUGCGAUAAAUACAGGCGUGGUCAUCAUGGAGAAGACCCCCAUGGCGUUUGUGGAAGAAAACGCAUGCAUAGAUUUCAUGGUAAAUUCGGGCAUGGUUUUCGUGGAAAAUUCAAGCAUUUUCGACAUGGAUGUGGCAAGCAUGGCCACUGCCAUUCAGAUGAUGAAAGAAACCAACAUGAAGAACAGCAACAAGCCAAUGAUCCAGAGCAACAGCUUGGUAACGAGCAGCCUAUUGAAGAGGUACUUCUUUCGGGACCAGAAGAGGAACAGCAACUUGAAAAAGAACAAACCAUUGAAGAAAUGCUCCUUUCUGAACCAGAAAAGGAUCAAGAACAUAAUGAAUAAAAUUCUACCAAUAUAGCAAUGAAUAAGCUUUUUUUACCCUCGAAUUAUAUAUUAUAAACUUUAUCUUGGUGAUUUUUGAAAUAUUAUCUUUUCCAAAUAACUGAAAUGACUUUCAUGUAUGUUUUGUUGUAAUAAAUAUUUUUCAUCA
This is a messenger RNA of Argiope bruennichi, 1570 nucleotides long. RefSeq names its product histidine-rich glycoprotein-like. The record is from RefSeq and is a predicted model, not a curated record. The transcript is spliced from 2 exons. NCBI's taxonomy places the organism in Eukaryota, Metazoa, Arthropoda, Arachnida, Araneae, Araneidae. The coding region runs from base 241 to 1422 and encodes 393 amino acids.